Esox lucius (northern pike) is the source of this 1779-nucleotide messenger RNA. Its product is annotated as CD82 antigen. The transcript is spliced from 8 exons. Bases 152 to 1069 code for a protein of 305 amino acids. Gene Ontology annotation, cellular component: membrane. The record is from RefSeq and is a predicted model, not a curated record. NCBI's taxonomy places the organism in Eukaryota, Metazoa, Chordata, Actinopteri, Esociformes, Esocidae.
UUGCACACAAGCGCACACACAUAGACACAUCCAUAUUGGGAAUUUAAUGAACUGUACAGCAGUAGUCAGACCGAUUGUGAGUUUAUAUUGGCUGCGAUUGCUGUUGAAUGACUGUGUAAUGUGAGAAUUAAUCAAAUUUUAGCAGGUCAUCAUGAAGGUGGACGACAAGCUUCAGAUUCUGAAGUUCUUGGCAUCAGUUGUCAACUGUGUUUUCCUAAUUCUGGGACUGUGUCUUUUUGGAUGUGGAAUAUGGCUCCUGUUCGACAAAAACAAUUUCGUAACUGUUCUGAGCACCGAUGAUGUAAGAAUUGUGGCAGGAGGUCUCUUCAUCAUUGGUCUGGUGGUGGUAGGAGUGACUAUUUUGGGAUGUAUAGGAACCCAACUGGAGAACAGGUGUUUUCUACUCCUGUUCAUGGGCUUCCUCUUCUGCAUUGUUCUCGGUCAGCUGUUUGUCACCGUCAUCCUUUUGUUAAAAUGGAAGAAGAUAGAAACCACGAUGUUGGGGGCAGUGAACAAGACCAUCCAUGAAUAUGGAUCCAGCUCAGUUGAUCGAGUGUAUUGGGAUGAUGUGCAGCAUUACGGGAAAUGCUGCGGCUUGACUGGUCCUAAUGAUUGGCAGACAAACUUGCUUGUGACUAACAGCAACCUAUCAGAGGUGUAUCCUUGUUCCUGUUUCAACACAACAGCUUGUCCGUUCAUCUCCGGAUAUAGUAAACUAUUUGGAAAUGGAAAUGAAACACACUUCUAUCCAGAGGGUUGUCAAGUGAAAAUCACCAGUUGGCUGGAGGCCAACAUUUUAACAAUAAUGGGCAUGGACAUGGGCCUUUUAUUCAUUCAGAUCCUCCAGUUUGUAGUGUCAGUCUACCUGUACCAGACCGCUGGUAGGAAAGACCAGAUAAGAAACGAGAGUCCGCUGAUUCACUCAGAGGACCGUGGUGACCCAAACACUAAUAAUCCUGACUACCAAAACCUAAACGACGCCUAUUACGAAACAAACCAGGCCUACGGAAACACAAACCUUGCUUAUCCUGAGCAAAUCCUUGCCAACCCUGAACAAAACCUUGAUUAGCCUGAAGACAAGCUAGCCCCGAUGAUCUUCAACAGACCUGCUCCUGACCACACCCUGUCUACCACCGCUAACCAGCACAGAUGAAUGAUUACCAACAGACCUGCUCCACACCAAAGCAUGUUGGCCAACAAUAAAUAGGACCACUGUAAGGGGAAAAGGCUCUAACAUGGAAUCACUGCGACUUGAUAAUACGCCGUUACCAGAGCCUUAAGCCUUUUGAUGUGUUUUGCAUUGACAAUGAGAAACUUCUCAUCUUAAACGUUUUAACUGUUUUUCUACUACAUUCCUCUAUGUGACUGGUCCUCCUGACAUUAUCGUGAACUUGUUCUGUAAUGUAAAACCAGGCGUUACACAGAUAUUUAGAAAUGUUCAGAACAAAUCAUCUACUGUACAUGCUCGUCAACUGAAAAUAACUUCCUCUCCGAUUACCUAAGAGUGGUUGUAAAGUCACAGAUUAUAUUAUAUUGUGCAAAUUACAGAUCAGAUCUAAUUUGGGUUUAUGGUGCAAAAAUAUAAUUACAUGGCUAAUAUAAUUAAAGGGCCUUAAAGGUAUAUCGCAACACCCCUAUUUUGGAUAGCCCUGCCAAAAUGGAUCACCUUCUCAGCUGAAAGAGCUCAUCCAAUGUAAUACUAGUGGAGUAUGUUGAUGGAUGACAGGGGAAAACAGAUGUCCCUAAAACCUAUUUACUAAUAAAGAUGUGUCCAAUUUU